Culex pipiens pallens (northern house mosquito) is the source of this 3115-nucleotide messenger RNA. RefSeq names its product transcription factor mef2A. The coding region runs from base 778 to 2205 and encodes 475 amino acids. The record is from RefSeq and is a predicted model, not a curated record. Lineage: Eukaryota; Metazoa; Arthropoda; Insecta; Diptera; Culicidae. Gene Ontology annotation, biological process: cytoskeleton organization. The transcript has 10 exons. Gene Ontology annotation, molecular function: protein binding.
CUACUCGCGUAUUUUGAAAUGUCAAUGUUCGUCUAGACGCGGUCGUGGUUGGUCGUUUCGUGCGUGCGUGCGUGAAAUUUUGAGUAAAUACAGGAAGGUAGCAGCAGUAUAAAAAACUUGUUCGGCAACUUUGGCAAGAUUUCUCUAUCUGCGUUCGCUUCGUCGAGUGUGGGCUGUAGGAAAAGAGGCAAGAGAUCGUUCUUUUUCAGUAAAGAAUUUUCCUCUUAACAAAUUUUCACCGAUCGCUGCAAGUGCAAGCUAUUUAAAUUUUCGCGUUUUUCCUUCAACAUAAAAAGAAUCCAGAAAGUGUGUGUGGAAGUGGAAUUCGGUGUAUCGACAAAGCAACCUUCGAUGAAGAGAGCGUACAGUGAAAGAAGGGAAAUUCGAUUGCUUUGAUUCGAAUCGAGGCAUAACAAGAGAAAAUCUACCAGAAAGAAUUUGAUGCCGAAGAAGUAGAUAAAGAAAAUAAAAUAGUAAAGUGAAGAGUGAAACUAGUGCAGAUAUCAUUCCGGGGGGAAUCGAUUCCGCUGAAGGAAGAGGUAUAAUUACGAAAGUCAAUUCAAAGUGUAAAUCAAUGUGUGACAGAGCAGCUGUAAAUAGGGGAGCACAGCCAGCGCGGUUAAGUAAGCGCUGAAGGUCGGAUUAGUGUGGGGUAGGCAGCAGGUAGUAGGCGAGCCCAAGGCAGAAAAAAUAAUCAACAACAAAAACAACAACCGUGUGUGGUGAAUUGAUUUUGUCUGAAGCCGGAGAUUCCUGUGUGGGAUCGGACACAGAACCAUGGCCCGGCUUACGGAAGAAAUGGUCAUUGCGCGAUCCAAGCAGUCGGAUUUGGGUGCUAUCAAAAAGCUCAACUGCUGGGGAAGUGAACUAAGCGAUGUCUCCAUCAUCCGACGCAUGCGUGGCGUCGAAGUGCUGGCAUUCAGUGUCAACCGGAUAAGCACACUGGCAGACUUUGAAAACUGUAUAAACCUCCAGGAGCUGUACCUCAGAAAGAACAAUCUGACCGACAUCGAUGAACUUAUGUAUCUGCAGAAUCUCCCCAAGCUGAAGAACCUGUGGCUGGAGGAGAAUCCCCUGGUGGACAGUGCCGGCCCAAACUACCGACAGAUCGUACUCCGCGCGUUGCCAAAUCUCAAAAAGCUCGACAAUGUUGACGUCACCCCGGAGGAAGUAUCGGAAGCGAUGCGGGCGCAGGUCGCCCCAGCCCAGCCGAAACACGAAGCGUACGAAAAUCCUUCCCCUCCACCCCCUUCUGCAGCAGUCCAGCAGCAUCACCAGCAACAGCAGUAUCGCCAGCAAAGUCCCGUCGUCGAGCAAUCCCAAUCGACGACCCCGUCGUCAUCGGCGCCCAUGAUGCCCCCACCGCUGCAACAGAUGAGCCCGGAAAACACGGAAUCGGAGUGCAUCAGCGAUCCGGCCGAUCGUGGUUCACUUCCGUCGUCGCCACUGCAGCGAAGUCCGCCGAACCGGGAUAGUUACUCACCUCCGCCACAAACUCCGCAUGCAUCGCACUAUUCCAGUAAUCACCGCGGUUCCUACCACCAGUACGAUAGAUCGCCCGGCUCCGACCAGGACAGCCCCGUUUCCGGUUACAGAGAACGCGUCCCGAUUGCACCGAGCAUUUCGACACACUCCAUGAAGGAAUACUACCAGUCCGACUACCAGCGCCAGAACCCGCCCGCUCACUAUCGCCACAGCCAGCUUGACCUGACGGAAUGGGAAGAAGGAGGUGGCGGCGGCGGCGGUGGCCACACCCAGCAGCAGCAGCAUCACAUGAACAACAACAACGGUCACUCGUCCAGCCACAUCAACCAGUUCAACCAGCAUCCUCAGUCGAACCCGCAGUCACAACAGUACGGCAACUCCGGCCAUCCCCAGAACCGGCGGAGCAUCGGCGCCAACAGCGAACGGGAUCUUUACCAGUACCGCAACGGCAACGGCAAGGGGCCCGAUUCCCGAGACGAGUGGGAGGACGUUGACCGCCGGCGGAACGAGAAUAGGAGAUCGGAUUCGAGAUUUAACGACAGUGCAAGUGUGAUAUCGAAUGCCGUUCUGAACCACUUUGCCGGAGUACACCGGAGGCCUGUCAAUAGAAACUCAAACCUGCUCUCGGCCACGCUGUGUUUGGUGAAGGAGCUCGACUAUCCCAGCCUGGAGGUGGUCGAACAUGCCGUUCGGUGUCGCAUCGACGAGCUGGCGGAAUAAUUUUAAAUUUUGCUGAAAUCCCGAGCAAAACACCAACACCAAUCGCGCUGCUGUUUUAUAUUUUUCUUCUUCUAAUCUUCUACUAAUAGUUCUCUCAGUCUUGAAAUUUCACCCGUUUCGGGGGUGCGCGAACGAAUCGCAAUAACUUUAUUUCUUUUCUCUUCUAACAAUUCGACGUCGUCGUGCUAUCUUGUCGCACCCGCCAUUUUGACGUUCCGAGAAAAACGCGUUUUAAUGUUUGACCUUGAAUAUUCAAAAACGAGAGCACGCAAUGUAAACAAUAACAAACACGUUUUGUUUGGCUCACCAUUUUGUGCAUUGUCCCAAAGUUUGGUUGAAGUUGGUUGCUGGAGUCCCGAGUUAUAAUUACGAAUGUUUACGCUAGUCUAGCUUGUACGUGCGACAAACGCAUCCUGACUUUCCUGGCCUGAAAUCCCUUUGGCCUUUUGUCGCACUUACAUCAAUUUUCAUGGAGUGACAAGAUAGCACGACAAGAUUGAAACUACUUUCAUAUGUAAAGUGACAAAAAUCCACGGAGUUUUUUCGGUUUUUGUUGAAUAUCUCAGGAUUGAAAUCGAAUUUUGGGGAUCUGUGAAGGUCAAAAGGUGAGGCAUUGUGAGCUGCACAAAAUGGCGUUCUUAACUCAAUUUGGCCCAAAAUGCACGUACGACAAGUUAGCACGAUGGCGACGAAUUGCAAACGAGAGCAAAUAAUCCGAGAAUGGGCCUUGUCAAGAUGCGUUCAACCGCGCGAGGGAACCGUGUUAACUUAAAUUAAAAACAAUUUGUGAUUCACUUACAUUGAGAAAAGACUUAACCACAUGCCAGACAAAAGAGCAUGGAAACAACAACAGGAUCAUAUUGUCGCGCGAAUGAUCAACUCAAAUAAAACUGUAUUCAUUAGUAAAAAA